Molecule: messenger RNA, 1089 nt
Organism: Dioscorea cayenensis subsp. rotundata (Guinea yam)
Lineage: Eukaryota; Viridiplantae; Streptophyta; Magnoliopsida; Dioscoreales; Dioscoreaceae
Product: ribonuclease 2
Exons: 9
Coding region: 40-792 (250 amino acids)
Biological process (GO): RNA catabolic process
Cellular component (GO): extracellular region
Molecular function (GO): RNA binding; ribonuclease T2 activity
Source: RefSeq, a predicted model, not a curated record
AAUUCGCAGGAGGAGGAGAAGCAGAGAGGAAGGAGAACGAUGGCCAUGGCCGCCGCUGGAACCCCUCUUCUCUCUCUCUUCUUCUUCCUAAUCUCUGCUUCUCUUCUCCUUCCUGGCCUUCAGGGUUCCGCGGAUCGAGGUGUUUUGGGGCUGAGCCAGCGAGAGUUUGAUUACCUUGCUUUGGCUCUUCAAUGGCCCGGAACCUACUGCCAAAGCACUCACUACUGCUGCCCCUCCAAUGGAUGCUGCCGGCCAUACGCACUAACUCAAUUUACAAUUCAUGGAUUAUGGCCGGAUUACGAUGAUGGAACUUGGCCAGCAUGCUGCAGUAGUUCUGAAUUUGAUGUGAAGAAGAUCUCAUCAUUAAUUCCAACUCUGGAGAAAUAUUGGCCAUCCUUAAGUUGUAGUUCCGCAUCACUUUGCCAUGGAGGGAAGGGAUUAUUUUGGGGUCAUGAGUAUGAAAAGCAUGGGACAUGCUCUUAUCCAGUAAUACAGGAUGAGUACAGCUACUUCUCCAAAGCCCUUGAUCUGUACUUCAAAUAUAAUAUUACGGAUAUUCUAAGCAGAGCAGGAUUUCUGGCUACAAAUUCUGAGACGUACUUUGUCAAAGAUAUCGUUGCAGCCCUUGAGAAGGCUAUUGGGACAUCACCUCAAUUAGUUUGCAAGCGUGGUUCUUUGCAGGAACUACGCAUUUGUUUCUAUAAGGAUUUUACGCCUCGUGACUGUGGAAUACUAUCCAGUGUACUACAUAGCUCAUCUCUUGCUAGGAGCUCAUGCCCAAAAGCAGAUUAGCCUGCCAACUUAUUCACCUCUCAUGCUUGAAAAUAACAAUGCAACCAGGACAUGGUUAGUUGAUGGAGGGCUCUUUUCUGAAGCUUUAUAGCAUACAAGACUAUCCAUAUUAUUCUUCUGUAUGAUUGGAGGCUUUUCUGCAAAUCAUAUAGUCAUUUGUGCAAUAUCGUCUACCAGCAUAUAUAUAUAUAUAUAUAUAGGAUUUAAAUCAUCUGUGCACGUACGUAGAUGACUGUUCGCUUGGGAUAUUUAUUUACAACGGUUGAAUGAUAAUAUAAUGGUUAUUGUUCAUAUGCA